UAUAAUCCAUCUAUCCUCAAUUUAUUAUCUAUAAUUACUAUCACUCUCUUUAUAUUUUUAUAAGAAUGCCUGCUCAAUUGAUGCCUGAAAAAACAUUUGCAAGAGUUCAUUCCAUAGCCAUGGAAAUCAAUCCUCCAAGCUUUACUAAAAGAUUGGAAGGGAAAGUCGCGAUUGUAACAGGUGGAGCUAGAGGAAUCGGAGAGGCAACAGUGCGACUCUUCGUAAGACAUGGAGCUAAAGUUGUUAUAGCAGACGUAGAAGACAUUCUGGGAAAUACAUUAGCAAACAUGUUGUCUUCUUCUUCAUCAUCAGUAACUUACAUUCAUUGUGAUGUAACAUCUGAAGACGAAAUCAAAAACUUAAUCGACUCAACAAUUUCAAAAUUCGGACACAUUGAUAUCUUAUUCAACAAUGCUGGUGUUUUAGGUAGUCAAUCAAGCCAAAAAAAGAGCAUAAUCAACUUCGAUCCAGACGAAUUCGAUCGUGUGAUGUCUGUUAACGUACGAGGAGCCGCGUUGGGAAUGAAGCACGCGGCUCGUGUGAUGAUCCCACAAGGGCAUGGGUGCAUCAUUUCAACGUCUAGUGUGGCCGGAGUCCUGGGAGGACUCGGGCCACACACGUACACGUCUUCCAAGCACGCGAUAGUAGGGCUAACUAAGAAUGUCGCGUGCGAAUUGGGACGGUACGGGAUUCGAGUUAAUUGUAUUUCACCAUUUGGGGUUGCAACAUCUAUGUUGGUUAAUGCAUGGAGUCAUGGAGAUGGAGAUGGAGAUGAAGAAGGAGAAAUGAAUAUUGGAUUGCCUAGUGAAAAAGAAGUUGAAAAAAUUGAAGACUUUGUGAGGAGUUUGGGGAAUUUAAAAGGGACAACUUUAAGGGCUAAAGAUAUUGCUGAGGCAGCUUUGUAUUUAGCUAGUGAUGAAUCAAGAUAUGUAAGUGGACAUAAUCUUGUUGUGGAUGGUGGAGUUACUACUUCAAGAAAUUGUGUUGGUUUGUAAUGUAUGUUUUAUUUUUUCUUGGGGUAAAAAUUUUAAUUCCUAACUUAGAAGAGUUAACAUAUAGAUUUAUUGGGUUGAAGUUGAUGUAAUUUCUUCCUUUUUCCUAUUUCAAAUUGACCGAAGAAGUUAAAAAGUUGUCAGCUUGACUAGUUGUUUUUUUUUUGUCUUUUUUGUGAAGACAAAAUUGGGAUA
Molecule: messenger RNA, 1187 nt
Organism: Solanum tuberosum (potato)
Lineage: Eukaryota; Viridiplantae; Streptophyta; Magnoliopsida; Solanales; Solanaceae
Product: short-chain dehydrogenase reductase 2a
Exons: 2
Coding region: 66-995 (309 amino acids)
Molecular function (GO): oxidoreductase activity, acting on the CH-OH group of donors, NAD or NADP as acceptor
Source: RefSeq, a predicted model, not a curated record